AUGGUGACGGCGGAGCAGGCCUUCCAGGCGAACGCGGCGGCGGUGGUGCGCGACUACUACGUGGAGCCGCGAAUCGACUACCGCACGAUCUCGGGCGUGAACGGCCCGCUGGUCAUUCUGGAGAACGUCAAGCUGCCCAAGUUCGCGGAGAUCGUCAACUUGACGCUGGCGAGCGGCGAGAAGCGCCAGGGCAAGGUGCUGGAGGUGCAGGGCAGCAAGGCCGUCGUGCAGGUUUUCGAGGGCACGGACGGCAUCGACAACCGCCACACGCACUGCGAGUUCACGGGCGAUGUGCUGAAGAUGGCCAUCUCGGAGGAGAUGCUGGGCCGCGCCUUCAACGGCUCCGGCAAGGCCAUUGAUGGCGCCCCCGCCGUCGUCGCCGAGGAGUACCUGGAUAUCGAAGGCCAGCCCAUCAACCCUUCGUGCCGUGACUACCCCAAGGAGAUGAUCCAAACGGGCAUCUCGGCCAUCGACGUUAUGAACUCCAUCGCCCGUGGCCAGAAGAUCCCGCUGUUCUCUGCUGCUGGUCUGCCCCACAACGAGAUUGCUGCGCAAAUUGUGCGUCAGGCCGGCCUGGUGCAGCGCAAGGACGUCAUGGACUCGCACGAGGACAACUUCGCCAUUGUGUUCGGUGCUAUGGGCGUGAACAUGGAGACGGCUCGUUUCUUCCGUAACGACUUCGAGGAGAGCGGAUCCAUGCAGAAGACGGCGCUGUUCAUGAACUUGGCCAACGACCCCACCAUCGAGCGUAUUGUGACGCCGCGUCUGGCCUUGACCACGGCUGAGUAUCUUGCGUACGAGCGCGACCUCCACGUGCUGGUCAUUCUGACGGACAUGAGUUCGUACGCUGAUGCACUUCGUGAGGUGUCGGCCGCUCGUGAAGAAGUGCCCGGCCGUCGUGGUUACCCCGGUUACAUGUACACGGAUCUGUCGACGCUAUACGAGCGUGCUGGUCGUGUUACGGGGCGCAACGGUUCCAUCACGCAGCUGCCCAUUUUGACCAUGCCCAACGAUGAUAUCACUCACCCCAUUCCGGAUUUGACGGGCUACAUUACCGAGGGACAGAUUUACGUCGACCGUCAGCUGCACAACCGUCAGAUCUUCCCGCCCAUUAACGUGUUGCCGUCGCUGUCGCGUUUGAUGAAGAGUGCCAUUGGCGAGGGUAUGACUCGUGAUGACCACAGUGCUGUUUCGAACCAGCUGUAUGCUAGUUACGCUACGGGCAAGGACGUGCAGGCCAUGAAGGCCGUCGUCGGUGAGGAAGCUCUGUCGCUGGAGGACCACCUUUACCUGAAGUUCACGGACAAGUUCGAGGGUAAGUUCAUCGCGCAAGGACCGUACCAAUCGCGUGAUAUCUACGAGUCCCUGGAUCUGGCAUGGUCGCUCUUCCGCGCGUUCCCGAAGGAGCUGCUGAAGAAAAUCCCGAAGAAGCACCUGGACACGUACUAUGCCCGUCGGACGCAAGCGCGUGAAGAGAAGGAAGAGGUGCGUUCUAAGUAUCUACGUGUCUGA
Phytophthora sojae is the source of this 1512-nucleotide messenger RNA. RefSeq lists its product as hypothetical. Lineage: Eukaryota; Oomycota; Peronosporomycetes; Peronosporales; Peronosporaceae. Bases 1 to 1512 code for a protein of 503 amino acids. Gene Ontology annotation, molecular function: proton-transporting ATPase activity, rotational mechanism; ATP binding. The record is from RefSeq and is a predicted model, not a curated record. Gene Ontology annotation, biological process: proton transmembrane transport; ATP metabolic process. Gene Ontology annotation, cellular component: proton-transporting V-type ATPase, V1 domain. The transcript is spliced from 6 exons.